AUGAAGACCUUAGUGGUUCUCUGUGCUUUGGCGACGACUGCCAUAGCAGCUCCCUCAGUAACUGGAGAGGAAUUUAGAAGAAUUCAGCCAGGCAAAUGGCCAGAACUUAUCAAAAGGGAAAAGAAGUCAUCCCGGCAUUUCACAGAACCAGAAACAUUUAAGACCGCUGAUCAACCUCUUCAUCUUACAUCGAAAUUUGAUGAGACAGCAACAUCAGGAAGAAGCUUUGGUUUUAAAAAACCUAUCAUAGUUAAGACAACAGGAGGACAUCGAGGAUCACAUUAUGUAUAUAGAGAUUCUGAAGAAGAACGUGCACAUUCUGACCCACAAGAGAGUUGCUCUAAACAGGUUAACGUUAAGCUAUGUGACAGAAAUAAUAUAGAACAACACAAUGGCGGAAGAACCGUUGGGCAUGAAGCUGAUGUACAUGACGAUAAUAUGGAACAUAGUAUUAAAAUGGCAAAAGAAGCAAUAGAAAAUCUACAGAGAGAUUUAAAAAAUAUAGAACAAACGUCGGGUGCUAAGCUGUUAUCACAUAAACAACGAGAAAUUGAUUCAUCUAAUACUGAAUUUCAUGAUGAAAUUGAAGUAGCAAGGCAGGCACUUGACCACAUACAGCGAAGUUUUGGAAAUCUAGAGUCUAUGGACUUAAAAACUACAACAUUACAUGAUGUACAAGAUAUGCAAGAUAAUAAUGAUCACGCUAAACUAAUAGAAAAAAAAAUGGCUCAGUGGAAGGAGAAUACUCAAACAAAUAUGGAUACUGGAAAAAACAUGGAAGAUGUAUUAAUACCCACGGACAGAGAAAGCAAAACAUUACAAAUUGAUGCUCCACAGACAAAUAAAAAUGAGAAGCUAAAUCAAAAGUUCAAUACAGCAGAAGUAUUUACAAAGGAGAGUGCUUUAGAAAAUAACGAUAAUACACUGAAAGAAUUUGAUUCUGAUAAGAUAUCUAAAGAACAGCAUUCAAAUACUGAUAAACGUGACCCUAUGAAACCAGACCAUCUUAAAGAUGAAAUGAAGGCAUCGGAAACCGAGAUUAAAGAAUCGAAAAUUGAGCUACCAGAAACAAAGCAUAAAAAUACUCAAUCAUCGGUUAACGAAUCACCUGAUCUUUCACUAGAUGUUCAAAGCGACAUUCUAGUGAAAACUCCGUCUAAAAAAUUCGAAUUAGGUACCAAUAAAGAUUUGAUGAAAAAUAUGGAGAGCGCCGUUAUGAAAGCCGCUACACAUGAAGUUGAAAGUAAUAUGAAUAAAGGUACUAAAAAUGUUGAAAAUCAUCACAAAGGUGUAAGUAACUUAAAUAAAUUAAAAUCGUCUGAAACAGGUAAAUUUGAGUCAAUGACUACGAAUAAACAUAUAAAUAGUGAAAAUAAUUGGGUUGAUAUAGAAAAGCAUAUUAAAGAAGAAAAAAGUGCUUGGAACGAUAUGGCAGCCAGACACUCUGAAGAUUUUAAUUUAAAUCACAAGCAUAUGGAAAAUAAAGUGUUUGCACCAUCUAUUACGACAAAUCAGCAUGAAACUUUAGCAAGAAAUCCAACAGAAUUACAUAGCGAGCACAUUCAGAAAUCUGCAGUUAUUACAGGACUAGAUACAAACAAUCCAACAUUUUGGCCACAUAAACAUACCCAAAAUAAAGAAGAAAUUGGCCAGAUGAAAGUCGCAGGAGAGUUUCAUAACAAACAUUUGAUGAAUCCACAUAUGCACACAAGUCACCAUCACCACUUCUCACAUCCAUCGCAUGGUUACCCUAUGCAUGGAGGUGGUCAUCACAUUCAUUCACAUCCACUAAAAAGUCAUUUAGCUCCAAUAAAUGAAAUGAGAGACGCCAAUUCAGUUGACAUGGACAAUUUUAUGCAACCAACAUUACAAAUGAAUAUGGCUGAUUUUAUGGGAAAAUCGGCACUGGAAAAUAUGCAUCAAUGGACACAUAAGGAAGAUGGAGGAAGGUCUGCCUAUGGUCCCGUUUAUGGAAGCAGUGGUCUUAACCUAGCUGCCUCAGGAACGUCUGGUUCUGGUGCGAUAGGAGUAUUCCCUAACGCAAACGUGGGUGGUUGUGCAAUUCCUUUGCUGCUUAGCUGUUCGCCUUCUGUUGUGCCUGGCAGUUUAACUAAGUCUAGUUAUGGACACGAAACGAGCUAUGGUGGUAACAUACCUGCCUAUAGAGGUAACGAAGAACAUAACAUUCAUAUGAAGCGCGACAUUAAAAAAAGUAAUGACAAAUUAAGUACAAAACUGAAACGGGCUUCGAAGACAACGAAAUUGGUGCCCGACACAGUUUCCACUAAUAAAAAGCAGUGA
This is a messenger RNA of Achroia grisella, 2301 nucleotides long. RefSeq lists its product as uncharacterized. NCBI's taxonomy places the organism in Eukaryota, Metazoa, Arthropoda, Insecta, Lepidoptera, Pyralidae. Bases 1 to 2301 code for a protein of 766 amino acids. The record is from RefSeq and is a predicted model, not a curated record. The transcript has a single exon.